This is a messenger RNA of Oncorhynchus mykiss (rainbow trout), 3072 nucleotides long. The record is from RefSeq and is a predicted model, not a curated record. Lineage: Eukaryota; Metazoa; Chordata; Actinopteri; Salmoniformes; Salmonidae.
UAAGGACCUUUUCAGGAAGAUACGUUUGCCUACACAAACCGUAUUAGGCUACAGUUGAAAGCUAUUGCGAUGCCAAUUUUAACAAGACCAGGCAACAAUUGUGGCAUUAUGUGGUGAUUUCCAUCUAUCCACGUUGCAGAGAUCAGCACAGCAGGGCAGCAGCAGUGUGCCAAGCUGGAAUUUGCCCCCAGCACCUUUGUUUCAGUUGAAGAAAAAAUAUUGACACAAAAGUGUUGAAAAUGAGGGACAAAUGGACUGGAUUCCCCUCUCCACACAUCACUUCAUAGAGACCGCCGCUGCUGCCACCACCACCAACACCACAUCGCCGAUGCUAUACAUGUGCCACGUGACGACAGAGACACACGAGAAUGGGCAUUAGACGCGGGUAAAUACACUGUGGGCUUUCAUCUUAGGAGAUGACAGGUGGACACAUUUGGGAAGAUUGGAGCCUGUGAUCCUGCAGUCUAAAGACACCAUGGAGCAAGGCUUCAGCUUCAGCACACUGAAGAAGCUGGCGGCCGAGCCGGACCACACCGACGUGAGCUUGACGGCGGCGGAGCGCGUGCUGGCCCUCAGCAAGAUGGGCUGCAGCGUGGAGAUCAACGAGGAGAUCACGCCACGCCGCUACUUCCGCUCCGGCGUGGAGAUGGAGCGCAUGGCCGCCGUGUACCUGGAGGAGGGCAGCUUGGAGAACGCCUACGUCCUCUACAACAAGUUCAUCACUCUGUUUGUAGAGAAACUCCCCAGCCAUCGAGACUACCGGGAGUGCAGCGUGCCAGAGAAGCAGGUGAUAAUGAAGAAAUUGCAAGAUGUCGCAUUUCCACGCAAAGAUCAAUUGAGGAAGCUCCUCCAUGAGAAGUUCAACAAGGAACACGCAGCAUAUCUAAUGAGUCAGAGCCAGGCUGUGGUGGUGGAUGGCUGCGGCCAGCAGCUGCAGAGGACAUCUCUGGUAGAGCAGGAGAGACUGAGGGUGGCUCAGCUGCGCAGGAUGCAGAUGGAGGCGGAGCAGUUCCGCUACUUCGAGGACCAACUGCGCAGGCAGGAGCUGGCCAAUCGCAGAGACGAGGCGGUCGCUAAAGUGCCUGAACAAACGGACGGGUCCUGCCUGUCCCACUCCUCCAAGAACCAUGUUCGCCUCGACCCAAACCGCAAUCAACCUUUUCUCCCCAGCAGCAAGCCAGCAGCUACACUGGCUGGCAUACAUACUCAACUGGUUGAGGACCUGAGGCGGGUCGUCAUUCCGAGAGACCUGACCUACAAGUUCUUGCUGCUAGCCGACAGCAACACAGCCAGGGGCAUAGAGACAUGUGGGGUCCUCUGUGGAAAACUGACUCAAAAUGAGUUUCUGCUGACCCAUGUGGUGGUUCCCAAGCAGUCAGCUGGCCCAGACUACUGUGAUAUGGAGAAUGUAGAGGAGCUCUUCAGUUUCCAGGACCACCACAGUCUGCUGACUCUGGGCUGGAUCCAUACCCACCCCACCCAGACGGCCUUCCUGUCCAGUGUAGACCUGCAUACACACGGCUCCUACCAGCUCAUGCUGCCUGAAGCCAUCGCCAUCGUCUGCUCGCCCAAACACAACGAUACGGGGGUGUUCAGACUCACCAGCUCUGGCAUGGGGGAGGUAGCCCGCUGCAGACUGAAGGGCUUUCACCCACACUCCAAGGACCCGCCUCUCUUCAGCAUCUGUAGGCAUGUUGUUAUAAAGGACUUGAAAACAACUGUGCUGGACCUCAGGUGACAGAGAGGGGAAGGGAAGACACUCCCCCCCCCCCCCCCCCCCCCCCCCCUCCUCCUCACCAUCACAAACUGGAUCUCCUAUUUAUAUCUUUGUUUACAAUGAAGGCUUUUGUUUUUUAUUUUUAAAGGACGUACUGUUAAUUGAAACUUCUUUGGAACACAUGGUGAUGAAUUGUUCUAAUGGUGUCGUUUUAUCAACCCUUUAUCCUAAAGUAUGUUUUUUUUUUUGAUAGCUUAACAUGUCAAUUUGGCAGAGUGGAUUUUUUUGGGGGGCCAGUUCUGCUUGUCAGAUUUGAUGUGGAAUUCUCCAGAGAGAAGCAUGCAGGCCUGCUGUAAAUGGCCUGAGGUGUUUUCAGUUUGAGAACUGGCUGAAGUGUGUGCACUUAUGUGUUAUGUGAAUGAUACUCUCCCAUGAAGGUAUCCUUACCAUUUAACUUUCCUGGAACUGGACACUAUGGAAAAGACUUGUAAAACACAAUUAUACAGCAUUUGCACAAUUGAUUACAUGCAGAGAUUUGACGAACAAAUACAAAUAAAUGUAUUUCUUAAAAAUAAAAUGGACUGGAUUUAAUUGUGAUGGCUCUGUGGCUUAGGAAGUUGUUUUGUUGUCUUUUUAUAAUUAAUGACUUUUGGCCAGUUGGAUGUUAGCCUUGACAUUUUUUCGUUAUUUGUCUUGAGUCUUGAUUUAUUUUGAGGUGUUGACCAGAAAAGAGAGCCAUAACUUAAAUAUUCCUAAAAGUAGCCUGUCGAGGUGGCAUGUCUUGUGUGGGGAGGAACAAACCAAAGUGCUCAUAGAAUUUGUAAGCAAAAAAACCUUAGGCGCCUUAAAGUAACAGUAGCUUUUUGCCAUUCAAGGGCCUUGACUACACAGAGCUCAGGUAUCGGCUCACUUUCCACGCCCAUGAAGCAUUUAAGUAGCCUGGUUCCAGACCUGUUUGUGCUCUCAUCAUUGUUUGGCUUGCCAAUGACCAUUUGAAGUUAGCGAAACACCACAGACACAUCUGGGACCAGGCUAGCCUUUAAGCACCCCUCCCUGUAGAAAAUUGAGCUCUCCUUCUUUCACCUUUGGCAGAAGUGGGCGUGAGGGGAAAAUAACUUGUCACACCCCCUCACAGCGGUCCUGAUAAUGGCUUUGUCUUUCAUUUGACUUUAUAUCAGUACUACAGUGUGUUGUUGGACUGUUGCUACAGUGUGAUUAUCUGUCACAGUGGCGCUGUAGGAACAUGAUCUGUUGUAGUGGCUUUGUGCUUAGAAAUGGGAAAGACAACCAGUCAAUGCAGUGCCUCUACCACAAUUUUCCACUGUCAUUUUGGUAAUAAAACACAUACUGCUUUA